This is a messenger RNA of Cucurbita pepo subsp. pepo (vegetable marrow), 3014 nucleotides long. The record is from RefSeq and is a predicted model, not a curated record. Lineage: Eukaryota; Viridiplantae; Streptophyta; Magnoliopsida; Cucurbitales; Cucurbitaceae.
GCCACGCUCAUUGCAUCGUUUUAUUUCGCCACUUUACUUCUAACUCCCACGCCCGCGCACCCUCUCCGCCGGCAUCGUGCUUUUCUUUUCCUCUCCCUAUCUUCCUCUCUCCUCCAACCACGCCGGCACGCACCAUUGCUCACUGCAUUCUUCUGCUCGUCGGCCGAGGUCCACACUCACUCUUCUCCAACCCCUCUCUCUCAAUCGUUUGUUGCUGACUACGUAUACAUCAUUUUGAUUUCAUUCGAAAAUUGGGUAAAGUUGGAGCGACGUCAAAUUUGAUUUGAAAUCCUGUAUCGCUUAUGGAGGGAACUUCAGCAACAUUAUGGAGGAUCUUGAGCAUUUUCAGGUUUGAUGUUGAUUGCCCAUGUUUCAUCACCACGCCUUUGAUGCAUUAUCCACUUUCUACUUUGAUUUUACUCUGUAAGUUCGAAUGAUGAUUUUUAAUUCCUUUCGAACACCAUGAGAAAUGCCAUAGAUGUCCGAGUUUUGGCAAACCGUUACGCCGCACAAUUGCAACUCUGUUGCCCACAAAAUCCCUCUUCAUUUUCACUUGCUCGGACUGUUCAUGCCCACAUGAUUGUUUCGGGAUUCAAGCCUCGUGGCCAUCUUGUCAAUCGUCUGCUUGAUAUAUACUGGAAAUCGUCUAAUCUUGUGUAUGCCCGCCAACUGUUCGACGAAAUUCCCAAUCCAGAUGCUGUAGCCAGGACUACAUUGAUUACGGCAUACUCUAACUUGGGAAAUUUGAAUAUGGCUCGAGAAAUAUUCAAUGGAACUCCAUUGAAUAUGAGGGAUACUAUUUUCUAUAAUGCAAUGAUUACUGGGUUUUCGCAUAACGUUGAUGGUCAUUCUGCUAUUGGACUGUUUCAUGCUAUGAGACGAAGCAAUUUUCGGCCUGACGACUUUACAUUUACAAGCGUGCUCAGUGCUUUAGCGCUUAUUGUUGAUAAUGAGCAGCAGUGUGGCCAAAUGCACGGUGCGGUGGUGAAAUCUGGAACUGGGCUUGUUUCUUCAGUGUUGAAUGCUCUUCUAUCUGUUUAUGUUAAAUGUGCUUCUUCGCCGUUGGUGUCAUCUUCGUCACUGAUGGCAUCAGCUAGGAAACUGUUUGAUGAAAUGCCACAAAGGGAUGAGUUAACAUGGACAACAUUGAUUACUGGGUAUGUGCGGAACGAUGAUUUGAAUGGCGCUCGUGAACUUCUUGACACGAUGACUGAAAAGCUCGGGGUAGCUUGGAAUGCAAUGAUCUCUGGAUAUGUGCAUCAUGGUCUUUUCGAGGAUGCCUUGACACUGUUUAGGAAAAUGCGUUUUCUUGGUGUCGAGCUCGAUGAGUUCACCUAUACGAGUGUAAUCAGUGCUUGUGCCAACGGUGGUUUUUUUCAACUGGGAAAAGAGUUGCAUGCUUACAUUCUUAAAAAUGAGCUGAACCCAAAUCAUGAUUUUUUAUUGUCUGUGAGUAAUUCAUUGAUUACUUUGUACUGGAAAUAUGGGCGUAUGGAAGAAGCAAAGUCUUUCUUUGCUCAAAUGCCAGAGAAAAGCCUUCUUACAUGGACUGUAAUGAUUUCAGGAUUAGCUCAAAAUGGAUUUGGAGAAGAGGGUUUGAAUCUGUUUAACCGCAUGAGGUUAGAUGGUUAUGAACCCUGUGAUUAUGCCUUUGCAGGAGCAAUUACAGCUUGUUCUGUGCUUGGAUCAUUGGAGAAUGGCCGCCAGCUCCAUGCUCAGCUUAUCCAUCUUGGCCAUGAUUCAAGCCUCUCAAUUGGCAAUGCAAUGAUCUCAAUGUAUGCAAGAUGUGGAGUGGUUGAAGCUGCCAGAUCUGUGUUCCUCACCAUGCCAUUCGUCGACUCGGUUUCGUGGAAUGCAAUGAUUGCAGCACUUGGACAACAUGGCCAUGGCGUAAAAGCAACAGAACUAUAUGAACAAAUGUUGAAAGAGGGUAUACUUCCUGAUAGAAUAACAUUUCUUACAGUUCUCUCUGCGUGUAGUCAUUCAGGUUUGGUCGAAGAAGGACGCCGCUAUUUUAACUCAAUGUUCGAAAAUUAUGGUAUCACUCCUGGUGAGGAUCAUUAUGCUCGGAUGAUCGAUUUGUUUUGUCGAGCAGGGAAGUUCUCAGAUGCAAAGAAUGUCAUUGAUUCCAUGCCUUGCAAACCCGGGGCACCAAUAUGGGAGGCUCUUCUAGCUGGUUGUCGAAUUCAUGGGAACAUGGAUUUAGGAGUAGAAGCUGCUGAAAAGCUUUUCGAGCUAAUGCCACAAAACGACGGGACGUAUGUACUUUUGUCGAACAUGUACGCCAAUGUUGGCCGGUGGAACGAUGUCGCUCGGGUGCGAAAACUAAUGAGGGACCGAGGGGUUAAAAAGGAGCCUGCUUGUAGUUGGACCGAGGUUGAGAACAAGGUUCAUGUGUUCUUGGUGGAUGAUACAGUGCACCCUGAGGUGCUGUCUGUGCACAAUUAUCUAGAGGAAUUGAGCCUUGAAAUGAAGAAAGCAGGAUAUGUUCCAGACACAAAGUAUGUGUUACAUGAUAUGGAAUAUGAGCACAAAGAGUAUGCGUUGGCUACUCAUAGCGAGAGGCUUGCGGUUGGGUUUGGGCUAAUGAAGCUCCCUCCAGGCGCCACGGUCAGGGUGUUCAAGAACCUUAGGAUCUGUGGGGAUUGCCAUAAUGCAUUCAAGUUCAUGUCUAAAGUGGUGCGGAGGGAGAUAGUUGUGAGAGAUGGAAAGAGGUUCCACCAUUUCAAGAACGGUGAAUGCUCGUGCGGUAAUUACUGGUAAUUUUGAUUCCUACAUUAUUCUGUUCUCGGUAGUAGAGUUUGGCUUAGGCGUUGCCAGAACGAACAACAAAACUUUACGACAGCUGCAUUCAAGUAAUGUCUUUGGAUUUCACCUGUUUCAGUCUAUGAUUUAUAAAGGGUUUCUGCACAAAAUAGGAAACGGUCUCUGAGAGUUAACAUUUUCAUCAUCUUUGGUGAAAUCAAGUCCACUAUAUAGACGUUCAUGAACUACUCUACCAUAAUUCUUAGUGG